AAACACACCGAUCAAAGUUCUAUAACUUAGCACCGUCCUUUAUUGAUGGACAAGGCAUCGCGGCGGCGGACAUGGCCACGGGGAAGUUGAUCGGAUCUCUGCCGGUGGAGGUGGAGAGCGUGCAGGCCCUGGCCGCAUCUCUCACUACCUCAGAUCACAUCCCUACAAGAUACAGCCGACCCGAAGCAGAAUCCGAGCCCGUCAUGAUCAUCACCGGUGACGCCGAGGAUGACAUCCCAGUCAUCGAUUUCCACAAACUCCUCGACCCCGAACUCUCCGACGCCGAGUCCUCCAAGCUCGACCUAGCUUGUCAAAAUUGGGGCUUCUUUCAGUUUGCCGUUUCAUCAAAAAUGCAGUUGAUAAACCAUGGUGUUUCCGAGGAGGUGAUUCAGAAGAUGAUGUUAGUGAUUGAAGAGUUCUUCAAACUUCCAUUAGAUGAGAAGAUGCUAGUCAAGCAGCGUCCUGGCCAACUUGAAGGCUAUGGCCAGAUGUUUGUUAUCUCUGAGGAACAGAAGUUAGACUGGGCUGACAUUCUCUACUUUUGUACUUCGCCUCUUCAUUUGAGAAAAAAUGGAUUUUGGCCUACAAAACCAUCUACUUUCAGGGAUGCCUUGGAUAAGUAUUCUAUGGAGGUGAAGAAAUUGUCAAAUUGUCUUCUUGGAUUUAUGGCUAAAAACUUGGGACUCGCUCCUGCAGAGAUGGCAAGAAUGUUAGAGAAUGGAACUCAAUAUGUGAGGAUAAACUGCUAUCCUCCCUGUCCUGAGGAUAAGAAGGUGUUGGGCGUGUCCCCUCACUCUGAUGCUUCUUUUUUAACUCUUCUUCUUCAAGUGAAUGAUGUUCAAGGGCUACAAAUCAGGAGAAAUGAUAAGUGGUUCCCUGUCAAGCCUCUUCCUGGUGCUUUUGUUGCUAAUAUUGCAGAUGCAUUUGAGAUAUUGAGCAAUGGAAAAUACAAGAGCAUAGAGCACAGGGCAGUCACAAACACAGAGAAAGAACGCUUCUCUAUUGCAGCAUUUCAUGGUCCAAACUUUAAUGCCAUAAUUGGACCACAUUCAGAGUUUGUUUUGGAGGACGAGCCACUCUACAAGAGUCUGGACUAUGAGAGCUAUAUGAAACUCCGCUACGCAUCCAAACUGGAUGGAAAGAACUUCUUGGGUCGCAUGAAGCUGAACAAUUAAUGCAACUUGUACCUUUUGUAUUGUAUUAUCAUUUAUCACUCCUAUUUGGGUUCUGCGUUUUCUUUCAUAUAUAAACAUGCAUUUCUGUA
Molecule: messenger RNA, 1264 nt
Organism: Dioscorea cayenensis subsp. rotundata (Guinea yam)
Lineage: Eukaryota; Viridiplantae; Streptophyta; Magnoliopsida; Dioscoreales; Dioscoreaceae
Product: S-norcoclaurine synthase 1-like
Exons: 4
Coding region: 72-1175 (367 amino acids)
Source: RefSeq, a predicted model, not a curated record